Knipowitschia caucasica is the source of this 1290-nucleotide messenger RNA. The record is from the annotation of a GenBank genome assembly. NCBI's taxonomy places the organism in Eukaryota, Metazoa, Chordata, Actinopteri, Gobiiformes, Gobiidae.
AUGAACUCUUCUAUACCUGUAGCGGCAAUGGGAGCGUCUAAUUGGGGCCACAGAGCCAUGGUGCUGUCGCAGAGACAGAGAGACGAACUAAACCGGGCGAUAGCUGACUACCUCCGCUCCAAUGGAUACGAGGAGGCUUAUUCCACCUUCAAGAAAGAGGCAGAGUUAGAUAUGAAUGAAGAGAUAGAUAAAAAGUAUGCUGGUCUUUUGGAAAAGAAAUGGACCUCAGUCAUCAGAUUACAAAAGAAGGUGAUGGAGCUAGAGUCGAAGCUCAACGAGGCAAAAGAGGAGAUGACCCACGGGGGGCCGGUGGGGCAGAAGAGGGACCCCAAAGAGUGGAUCCCACGUCCCCCAGAGAAGUACUCCCUGAGCGGACACCGUGCCCCCGUCACACGCGUCAUCUUCCAUCCCGUCUUCUCCGUUAUGGUCACGGCCUCCGAAGACGCCACCAUCAAGGUGUGGGACUACGAGGCGGGGGACUUCGAGCGCACUCUGAAAGGCCACACAGACUCGGUGCAGGACAUUUCCUUCGAUAUGACAGGGAAGCUCCUGGCCUCGUGUUCUGCCGACAUGAGCAUCAAACUGUGGGACUUUCAGGGCUUCGAGUGCAUCCGGACAAUGCACGGGCACGACCACAACGUGUCGUCUGUAGCCAUCAUGCCAAACGGAGACCACAUCGUGUCUGCGUCUAGAGACAAGACCAUGAAGAUGUGGGAGGUGGCCACAGGAUACUGUGUGAAGACGUUCACGGGCCACAGGGAGUGGGUGCGGAUGGUGCGUCCGAACCAGGACGGCUCUCUGAUCGCCAGCUGCUCCAACGACCAGACGGUGCGCGUGUGGGUGGUCGCCUCAAAAGAGUGUAAAGCCGAGCUGCGGGAGCACGAGCACGUGGUGGAGUGCAUCUCCUGGGCCCCGGACAGUGCCCACCCCACCAUCCUGGAGGCCACCGGCUCAGAGAACAAAAAGAGUGGAAAGCCCGGACCAUUCCUGCUCUCCGGAUCCAGAGACAAAACUAUAAAGAUGUGGGACGUGAGCACCGGCAUGUGCCUCAUGACUCUGGUGGGCCACGAUAACUGGGUGCGUGGCGUGGUGGUGCAUCCCGGCGGCAGGUUCAUUGUGAGCUGCGCCGACGACAAAACUCUACGCAUCUGGGACUACAAGAACAAACGCUGCAUGAAGACUCUGUUUGCCCACGAUCACUUUGUUACCUCUCUGGAUUUCCACAAGACUGCCCCCUUCGUGGUGACGGGCUGCGUCGAUCAGACAGUCAAAGUGUGGGAGUGCCGCUGA